UUGAGUAGCGACUCCGCUAUAGUAUAAAUAGCUGUCGAAUAAAAUUUUAACAUCAUUCAGGUAGAUUUUUAAGCUGGAAACAUGUUCGAUUUUCUCCAAAACUUGGAAGACUCAAAAAGACCUUUACUCGGUCCUAACUUUUGGCUCAUAAAUAAAACUGGUCUUCUCUUACCUAAAACUAAUUUUGGAAAGUUGGCUUACAUUUUGGUUCACGAGAUCGUAACCUUUUUUGUGGUAACGCAAUAUGUUGAGUUGUACGUGAUUAGAUCGGAUUUAGAUUUGGUUUUGACAAACUUGAAGAUAUCGAUGCUGAGCAUCGUUUGUAUAGUGAAGGUGAACACGUUUGUAUUCUGGCAAACGAGCUGGCGGGAAGUCCUGGAAUACGUAAACGAAGCCGACAAAUUCGAACGAAACCAGACAGACGAAACGACGGGAAAGAUAAUUGAAACUUACACCAAGUACUGCCGACGACUCACCUACUUCUAUUGGGGUUUGGUAUUCACUACUUUUCUAACCACAACUAAUACUCCUCUAAUGAGAUAUUGGUCGUCACCCAUUUUUCGAGAAAAUCUACGUAAUGGUACUGAAGAUUUUCCUCAUAUAUUCAGUUCUUGGAUGCCUUUUGACAAGAAUCAUUCACCUGGUAGCUACUGUACGAUUGUCUGGCAUGUUCUUCUGUGUGCAUACGGAGCUGCGAUCAUGGCGGCAUAUGAUACAUGCAUCGUAGUAAUCAUGGUGUUCUUUGGGGAAAAAUUGAAUCUGUUACGAGAACGCUGUAAGAAAAUGCUCGCUAAUGAUUUGUAUAAUCAUGCAUUCGUCAUUGGUCAACUCCACGAUAUUCACGUUCAGCUUAUAAAACAGUCAAGGCUUUUCAAUUCACUGCUCUCACCGGUAAUGUUCUUGUACAUAUUAAUGUGUUCUUUGAUGCUCUGUGCCAGUGCGUAUCAACUUACAUCAGCAACGAGUACAGCUCAGAAGUUAUUGAUGGCAGAAUAUUUGAUAUUCGGCAUCGCUCAACUGUUCGUAUUCUGCUGGCACAGUAAUGACGUUUUAUUCAAGAAUGCGAAUGUGUCUCUCGGCCCGUACGAAAGCAACUGGUGGUCGAGCAGCCCGCGCGUCAGAGCGGACGUGCUGCUCUUGUGCGGACAACUUCGCGUCAGACAUGUCUUCACGGCGGGACCUUUCGCGGACCUGACACUUUCAACUUUCAUCAAGAUCCUGAAGGGAGCCUACAGCUAUUACACUUUAUUGUGCGUACCAGUCGCUGUGGGUGUUGCUAUGGAUAGUCAGAGUCCACCGGAAAGGACAUCGCCGGUACAGUAUGUCAGGAACUCGAGGGCUUUUAGACAGUUCAAAAACCCUCCUCAACCUCACAUGUGUAUACAAGACUCGGUAAAAGAUUCUGCUGAAAAACUGUAUAUCAACGUGCUGGGAUGGCAGAAGAUCGCCAAUCCAAAGCAAUAUUCGGAUCCUAUACCACUGUAUGGGGGUAUGCAGGUGCCACAAAACUUUGCCAUGAACAACAACAAGCCCCCGUUGCUUGUUUUUGCUGUAAUGGUGAACCCUGAUAUUUUGAAGGCAAAUGGAAAGAAUGCAGCAAGUCCAAGUGACAGAGAAGCACUAGUUAGUCUUCUUUGCGAUUUCGUAGAAGCAAUGAAUCCCGGGCUUCUCUUAGCUCGCAACCCAAUUAUAUUAAAGGAUCGAGACCUUGCUGGAGAACUGAAAGAUGUGUGGAUUGCCGUACAAAACAAAAGGGAGAGAGAGAAAGGGGUGAAUCAGGAUGUUAUGUACAAAGUAUAUGAUAUUGACGGAAUUGGCGUUGAAGAUAUUGACGAUGACAAACUACGAAAUCACCUUCAAGACAAUGGCUCGCCCAGCAAAGGAAUGAACGACAAGAAAAAUCCAGUGAAAUCUUCUAAACAGAUUCUCUUAAAUGCCGGUCAAAAAUCUGAAUUUGACUCUGGCAUGAACAACUAUCAACUUAACCAAAAUGUUAGGGAUAAUCGAAGUGGAAGCAGUGCAGAUACUACAUACUGCACUCCGGUCUGUGGUCAAAUAGUUUCCAGUAGGGAAAACCACAACCAAAUCAAUGAGAUACAACAAAAGUUUUCCACAAAUGAAAUCAAACCCUCCAGCUCAUUUCGAAAAGACUGGAAUCCUGUACACGGCAAAACAACAGAAGGUUGGGAUGAGUUUUCUAAACGCAAUGUAUCUUUAAAAGAAGACAAAAAGAAAAGUAAAACAGAAAAGAAAAACAGUAAACCUCAUUAUAAUUUCUUUCCAUUCUUUGACAAUAAAUCAAGUGAAUCAGCUGUCGCGGAUGGCCUGGACCCUGGUAGACAGUUAAAUGAAGACAGUAGUAAAGUUAUUUUAGACCCAAUGCAGAAAUUAGUUCUGCAUUCGACUGAUAAUCGAAUAUGUGAUAAUACGGCAAACGCCCUCAGUUCUAUUAGCUCAUAAAUGUAACUUUGUACAAAUUGACAUCGGUAAGUUGUUUGAAUGUUAUUGAUAUCAUAUGAGGUAUUGUGGUGCGAGGUAAAAUUUUUAUUUCAAAAUGUUUUACACAUUCAUUACUUAAAUCAAAUGUAUACACUUUUAACCAUACUUUGGAAAUUUUGGACUUCUAAUUAAUAAUCAUGGUUGUCACACUCAGUGACCUCUAGACAACGGUUGAAGUUAGCUAUAUAGAAUAUAACAGGUUCAUGGUUAAGAUAAGUCAGAGUUGUCGUGGUGGCAGUGGUGGGUGACGAUGACCACCGGCUCGUCACCGAGACCGCCAACCGAUUUCUGCCAAGAGACUUCUCAUUCGUAAUUAGAUUAUUGAGUAUUUUCGAUUUAGAUUCUAUGCGAGAUCAAAUAAUACGUUAUGGGUCCAUAGUCCAUAUGUCGCGCCACUUUCAUCAGACACGGUCUACUAAUUUGAUUUUUGUGAUUUAAACUAGUCGUUUUAUUAAUUACCGUUGACACGAACAACAUUUGCUCUUAAACCAGAGUUUUUAGAUAAAUUUAUUAUGAAAUAUAUGUAGCUCUCAGCUAAAUUAUACCUAAGGGCCUGGGCACACUACUUUUUUUAAACGCGCCGUCGACGCGCGUUCGUAGCGAUACAGACGCGAUACGCACGCAAGUCAGACGCAGCCUGUAGACCUUUGCACACCUGUAUAAAUUCAAAUACGCGUUUGAAUCGAUACAGACGCGAUGCUAACGCGCGUUUGUAUCGAUACACAUGCGCGUUAGCAUCGCGUUUGAAUCAAUACAGACGACAACAAACCGCUCUGUAGGAUA
Molecule: messenger RNA, 3282 nt
Organism: Bombyx mandarina (wild silkworm)
Lineage: Eukaryota; Metazoa; Arthropoda; Insecta; Lepidoptera; Bombycidae
Gene: Or-29
Product: olfactory receptor 29
Biological process (GO): detection of chemical stimulus involved in sensory perception of smell; sensory perception of smell
Cellular component (GO): plasma membrane
Molecular function (GO): odorant binding; olfactory receptor activity
Source: RefSeq, a predicted model, not a curated record